AUGGCUUCCGCCGCGGCCGCGCCGCGACCCCCGGCCCCGGCUCCGGCACCUCCGCCGCCGCCGCCCCCUCCUCCGCCUGCGGCGGCGGUGCACUGGCUGGGCCCGCGGGUGUCGUUCAGCCUCGAUGACGCGGAAGGCGGCGGCGGAAGGGAGGCUGCGGCGGCGGGAGGGAAGGCCGGGGCAGGGCCCAGCGCCUGCGCCGGAGCCGGCGCCGACUUCGAGUUCCUGCUCGGCGGAUGCGCUGCGGCAUGCUCCAUGCUCCCCGCCGACGAGCUCUUCUCCGGGGGCAAGCUGGUCCCGCUCCGCAUCCCCGCGCCCGCAGACGAGACGGCGGCGGCCGGGGCGAGUGUGGGGGUGGGGGUGGGGGUGGGGGUGGAGGUGGAGGAGGUGACGGCAAAGUCAGCGCUGCUGCCGAACCAGGAGCAGGCCCCGGCGCCGGAGACGCCGCGGGCCGAGGUCGAGGCGGCGGCGGAGCCCAAGAUCCCCGCGAGGAGGUGGCGGGAUCUACUGCGUCUGCGGAAGCAGCAGGCGUCGUCGUCGUCGGGGGCCCCGGCGGAGCCGAGGCAGCUGCGCCGGCUCCUCCGCCGGGGCCCGAAGCCGCCCGAGCCGGAGCCGUCGCUCAGCCUGCCGCUGCUCCGCGAGCCCGGCCCCGAGGAGCCCGAAACCACCAAGGCCGCCGAGAAGCCCGCUCCUGCAACCGCAUCUUCGUCGUCGUCGCAGCACCAGAGCCUGCUCCCUCCCAAGAUCCGCCUGUCCCCGUCCGCGUCCGCGUCGCAGCAGCAGCAGGCGUCGGCGUCCGCGGCGACGUUCCAGUCGCAUUCCCCGUCCCCGUCCCCGUCCCAGUCCCAGUCGCCCCCGCCACCCCCGCCUCCGCCGCCUCCCCCUCCAUCGACGGUGGCGGCCGACAGCCCACGCCUGAACGCGGCGGGGAAGGUGGUGUUCAACGGCCUCGGGCGGAGCUCCAGCAGCCCGAGUAGCCUGGCCGGCGGUCGGCGCCACCGCAACGCGGGUCCAGGCAGCGGCGGCAUGGAGCGGUCGUACUCGGCGCACGUCCGCGUGGUGCCCGUCCUCAACGUGCCCGUCUGCUCCCUCCGCGGCUCCCGCAAGUCCGUCUCCGUCUUCGGCAUCGACCGCCUCUUCUCCCCGUCGGGCGCCGGCUCCGCCUCCUCAUCCUCCUCCUCUGCCGGCUCGGCCAGGAAGAACAAGGCCGCCAAGAAGGACGUAGCCCCCGGCGCCAGCGCCGGUGCCCAGUAA
Molecule: messenger RNA, 1254 nt
Organism: Miscanthus lutarioriparius
Lineage: Eukaryota; Viridiplantae; Streptophyta; Magnoliopsida; Poales; Poaceae
Source: the annotation of a GenBank genome assembly